Messenger RNA from Porites lobata, 8422 nucleotides. The record is from the annotation of a GenBank genome assembly. NCBI's taxonomy places the organism in Eukaryota, Metazoa, Cnidaria, Anthozoa, Scleractinia, Poritidae.
GUCACGAGAUUUUUGUGUGACGCAGUGCAAGGUAACAUCAGCUUUUGUUUCUCAGGGUUUGUGUAUAAUUUUUGAUCAAAAUGAAAGGGGUUGUUGCAUUCCUGGCUGUAGCUUGCUUCUACGUAGUCUGCACUCGCGGAAGGCUCCAUGCAUCUUGUAAAAUUGAAUGGUAAGAAAAACUUCAUUGCGUAACCUGUCAGAGUAAUGGCAAUCGAGCACCCAAAAAUUUUAAAAAACUAAGUUAUUUCCAGUUCAUCAUUAGAAACUUGUUAGUAUUCUGUAAUCUUCGUGGCACACUUAAAAUGGGUAAUUUGUGUCUUGUCGGAAUCUUUGGAAGAAAGAAAAAAGGUUUCAUUAACCCUCCUACUCACCCCCCCCUCCCUCCUCCGCCUCCUGUACCAAAUUAAAAGGGGAACAAUCAUUGGGCAUUUUUUUGCAGGCGGGGGGGGGGGGGUAAACCAUGUAAAUAUAAACAUAAAGAGAGAAAAACCAGACCCUACCCAUAAUAAUAAUAAUAAUAGAACUACUAUGACAGAGAUUCAAAAGAUCUGCAUGCUGGGAUCUGCACGAAUCCUCAGAAAGGUGCUCAGUGUAUGAACAGAAUGAUUGACUUGAGUGACUGACGCUCUAGGUGCAUGGUUUGUGCCCAGCUGAUGCACAAACAGAACACCAGCAAAGACUGUGAUAAGUAAUGGUAACAGGACUGAGUGGAGUCCAAUUCGGUCUGUAAUCACACAAGUGAUUAACAAAAUUGGACGACUGCGUAGCGGGAGUCCAAUUUGUUUAAUCACGAGUAUGAUUACAGACUGAAUUGGACGACACGAAGUUCUGUUACCAAUUAAUCAUAACUUUAACAAAAUUUGUGAUAUAUAUAAGGCCCUUUUUUGAAAUCAAAACAGAGGGAGUUCCAAUUUUUUUUUGCUAGUAGUGAAAAAGAGCCAUUUAAGCGCAUGCAUGAUGGUGCGUACUGUCCAAUUACUUAGGCAUGACGCGUACUGUCCUAUUAAAUUGUCCAAUUACGGCUGAAAUCAGGGCAGUUGAUAGCCAUGCAAUCAGAUUUGAGAAUUUUGUUAUGGUUAUGAUUAAAGAGAUAAUAAUAAUAAUAAUAAUAAUAAUAAUAAUAAUAAAGUACAAGAAUGAGGUAUUAAGGAGAAAAUUACCUACCCAUCAGGCAUAUCAAACUAAACAAGCACACUCCAUGGCUAAAGGAGACUGUAGCCUUAUGGCAUUUGGGGCAAACAAUUUUAUAUGUUGUCUUAUGUUGUCCUGGUCAAACACCGACCGUAAUCUUUCAGAAAAGAAAGCCUUUAGUUUGCCUAAGAAGACGCUUAGAGAAGUAAUACACUUAUCAUAUGUUAUGAUAAGGGUUAUGGUAUUCGCAUUUUUAAUAGAUGUCAUCUUGACACUCUGUUGCAGGACAUGGGGGGUUAAUUGCACUACUGUACGGAAUGCCAUUUUGAAGCAAAUAGACAAAUGGAAAUCAGAUGAAAACUGCAAAAAUGGUGGUGAAAAGUGUUUAUACACGGUAAUCUUUAGUUAUCAUUAUUUUCCUUCUCAUAGUGACCAUAGGCUGAGCUUUGUACGUUAAUUCCCAUUUGGAGAAUGUGGCUGAAAUAUUUGCUGUUAUUUGACAUGAUGGAUUUUUGUGCUCUUCGUAGUGUUUUUAACAAACAUGGUUGUACAUGUACUUUGUCCUGUAGUGGGUCUUUCUCCACAGGGGUGGGGGGUACUCCCAUACAGUACCUAUGCGGGUAUGUGCCGCCCAACGGGGUCGUGAUUUUGAAGCUCCUGAUUCAGAAAGGGAUAUCCAUUUCAGAGGCGUUUUCUAGAACUGCAUAUAAAAAAUUGUGGAUCACGGCUUUGUCUUCUGCUUAAAAUGGUUGCUGAUUAUGAAGAAGCAUUAAAUUUGAUGAUUGUAUAAGUCGAACAAAUAAAGAAAUAUCUUUUUUAAAAAGGGCUAUUUCAAUUUACAAACUUUAAAAAAUUUUAAAAAAUUGGCCUAUUUCUAGAACAGGGUAUCACUGUUAAGGCGAAUUCUAGAACAGGGUAUUAAAAAUUGGCCCAUUUCUAGAGCGGGGUAUCAAUUUUAGGGGAAAUUUUUUUCAACAGGGUGCCAAUUUGGAGUCCCAGGCGGCACAUACCCACCCAAAACGUACCCAAGUGCCCCCCAGGGUCUUUCUCCCACAAGGUCAUGAUCAAACUGAAUGGUUGAAGAUUUUAAACAGGAUGGUUUGUGCAAAAUAACGAUAAGCACACAAAAAUACCUCUUGGCUAAAACCCUGGUCAGAGGGGUUUAUUUGAAUGGUCACAGGAUAGGAUUUCGUGAACACUAGCACACUUAAAGGUUAGCAUUAGAUUACACAGCACAAUACACCUAACUUUUGUACAAUGGUUCAAGAUGUAAAAGUACUACUAAGGAGGUUUACUUUUAUUUUGAAAAAUGUUGUUCUCAUCCACAGUCUCAGUAUUACAUUAGUGAAAUCCAAUGGCAAAAAAAUAAUGUAGUACUCUAAAACUGUACUUCAUAUUAUUUAUUCAUGGUUUAAGACUGUUCAACAUUUGCCUUCACCAUGUUGAUCAACUUUGCAGCUUGUUGAAUGAGUAGCUGAGAGAACAAGUUCAGCAAUUUUAAGGGAAGGGAAGGCAGGGUCCGAAAUUAACUUUUUAAUAUGGGCGCCAACUGGUAAGCAAGUAUAAAUUUUUGGGCGCCAGAAGGCAAAUUAUUUUCGCCAAAAAUUUCCCUUGUUGGCUUGGAAACGUUCAACUCGUAUUGAUCAUAGCUGUUGUGGAGGUAUAUUUACAGGAAGAUUCGUUUCACUUUUAAAUUAAAAAAAUAUCAGCAGGACAAAAAGUAAGACACCUGUUGGCAAAGAGCUUCGAGGUUUCAAUUCUCAAUCAUUUUCUCUGAACAUGAAAGUCUACAAUAACAACCAGCUUUACAAGUCGCCAGCUGGCGACCAGCUGUGAAAUUCUGGUCGCCAGAACUGAAUUUUUAGGUCACAUUGGCAACCAGGAAGGCGCAAUUUCGGACCCUGGAAGGAGUUAUAGCCUGGCCGGGAAAACAGCCAACUUUUCACUAUGCCACCUGUGGUUUCCCCAUGAAAUGACAUCUGAGAAACGAGCGUAAAAAUUCCAUACUGUUGACAUGCACAACCCAGAUCCGCAUAGAGCCUCUGAUUGGUUGGAAAUUUGCUUCAUCCAGUCAGAAGCACUUUUCAGAUCUGGGUAUAGUGGCACAGCUGCUGGCAUAGUGAAAUGUCAGCUGUUUUCUCAGGCUAGGAAGGUGCCAAACAUGUAACAUUUUUAAAUUAACUUGCAGCUGAAGGGAGUAACCGCUACUCAGAUUAAAGCUACUCAUGAAACCCCAAAAGCACACUACAUUGAUGACCUCACAUUUACUGUCCAGGCAAAUUCAACUAGUAAACUCUGCAAUAUGCAGGUAAGCCAGACCUCGACAUUAAGUUUAAAAAUAGCUCUCUUUAGAGAGCACAAUGUUCACAGUUUUUGUUAUUUUGGUUUUGCACACUCUUGCAAACCUUAUCGGCAGCUGUAUGACAUGUAAGCAUGACAUGUUUAAAUACCUGUUGUGUCAAAAAAAGGGCAUGAUUUCUUGCAUCUAAGAAAAACAUUUGACUUAUAAGGUGAUGUAUAUUUCUCUGACACAGCAAAAUAAUAAUGUACGUUUCACACUCAUGUGAUAUUGCAUGCCGAACACUAGUGUAGAAGAAAUUGAAGCAUGACUUCUUGCAUUGAGAAUUUAAUUUUUUAUUUUUUUUAUUUUUUAUUAUUAUUUAAUGUUUUUUUGAUGCAACAGGUGACACUUCGCCUUCAUGUUAAAUUAUGAAGUAUACUAAUGGCCGCAAUUACAUGUACAUGAAUGCAAUGCACAUGAUGCAACUGAUCACGUGUGUUAUGGGGAUGUCUUGGAAUUACUGGGAAUUCCUAGGAAUUCCAAGCUUUCUGGGAAUUUAUUUCGCAAGGGUUCUAUCACUUUUAAUCUGGUGUGGUGGGUUGAGAUGAAACUUAUGUAAAGCACAGUGUUGAAACAAAAGCCUUUUGACCUUUGACCUUUGAUCAUUUUUGACCUUUCCCAGGCACUCCCUAACCUUCGGUUAUUACUAGUGUCAUAUGGUGUGCAUGACUGUUUUUUUUUUUUUUUUAACAGGGCUACUCUACUUCUGAACUAUGGUACGCUAUCCUUGAUGAUGGUACAAACUAUUGCAACCUUCACAACUUAAUCACAGGUAUGAAGUGUAACUGUCUCUUCUGAAUUUCUUUUUCAUGGUUUCUGAAAUUUGGUUUAAUUUUGAAAUUUAAGUUAACAUCCACAGACCUUAACCCCCAAUAUGCACAGUUUUAAUGACCAGUUUAGCAGUGUCUAGUGUGCAGAGUUCAUGUUACUGAUACCUCGAAAAGGCAGCAAUGUAAAUUUAGCACAUUAAUUAGUCUUGCAAUCUGCAGGAUUUCAGGGCUUGAAAUAACGGCUGGUCAACGGACAAUGUCCGGUCAAAAUAGGUUUUGUCUGGUCAAAUCCCUAGAUGGCCAGACAUUAUGUCUGCUCUUUUCACUUCUAAUGUAAUUAAGACAUUCACUUUUUUAAAAUAAGAUUGGUCAAGAUUGGACAUUAUUGCUGAUGUUCAUCAAGGAAAAAAAGAGGGGAGAGAGAGAGAGAGAGAGAAAGGCAACAAGAUCAAGAACUUUUAUAACAUAAACCAAACAAAUUGGCCACUUGCUGGUCAGGAUUUGUUUCUCGGUCAUUUUGAUGUCAAGUCCACUGCCAUGCAUACUAGUAAAGUUAGCCAACUGGCUGCCUCAUCCCGAUUGUGGUGAUACAGUAAAGAAGGCAACCUGAUCCCACAAAAUAGUUAAACAGAAAUUUUUAUUUCUUAAUGAACAUAUUUGUUCGAAAGACCAGGGGGAGGGGUGCAUUGAUUCUUUUUGACAGGGAGGCCACACCUUAAGGUCCAACCCUGUACCCUUAUAUAUACUUUGUAUGCUAGCUGGAAGGUACCCCUUUCAUAUACCUUGAGAAGUGGUGCCCCUUCCAAAGACCUAGUUUAGAAUGUUUACACCCAUUUUACAUGUAACUUAUGUAAAACUUGACGGCAGAAGAUGAAGCCAGAAAAAUUAAAUACGAUAACAAGUGGAAAGAAAAGCUGCUGAUCUACAAUUAAGAGUCCUUCUCAUCCCCCCUCACCCCUUCCUCUAUCCACAAGGAGCACUUACAACUUUCCUACCAUUUUGAUAACCCUCCGAAUUCCAGGGUUCACAUGAUCCCUUUCUUAUAAUUAUUAUUAUUAAAAAAAAAAAAAAACUAGAAAUGUGUAGUUCCAGAAAAUAUCCAUGAUACUCCCCCCACAGAACGGAAUGGAAAUUCUUGGGGGUGUGGGGGGUUCUCAAAAGCCCCAAAAUUUAAGUAGUAAUGUAUGAAGCUUGACUGGGGGGGGGGGGGUUCAAAGGAAAAAUCCCUUCCAUGGGGGAGGUAUGGAUAAUUUUUGAAACCACACAAUAAAGAAAAAAAUUAAAAUUAAGAAAAAAUGUUUACUGCAACACUUUUAUAGAUACGUAUACAACCAUAGAUGAACUUCAUUCAUUGGUUCAGUAGUUAUAAGCACAAUACAGUGCUUUUAGUAGUUUUAUCUCUUGUGAGGAUAAUAAAAAAGUGAACUGAUGAUCAAUCUUAAAUAAAUACUGAUCAAACUAAUUAUUAACAAUCUACAGGUGCUGCACUUGACACGUUUCCAGGAUAUAAAGAAGUAACAAGGGACAGUGUUUGUACACAGUACAGUUCAGCUAACUGUGAAAAGUACUAAAAAAGAAGAUAGCGUUGUCAAUAGGGAUUUGUUGUUCAAGAGAAAAAAACAUCAAUAGCCAACUUAAUAGGCAACAGGAUGGGGAAAAAAAGACGGCAAACCUUGUGUGACAAUCGUGAUAUGAUUGUUUGGUAAAAAAAUUUUCAGAAAACAUCACCCUCCUUUUAAAAGAUCUUUUGUAACAGUAGACCAGAAUGCAGUAAUGUUUAAAAGCUAGUGGGCAUGUUACUUGCAUUCAUUCCCCAUCCCAUAUCCCUAUUGAUGGGUAUUUGUUUCAAACUUCCACUUACUCAAAAUUUUUUCAAUUUCCCUAGAAGGUUUGAGUUAUCGGGGGUCGAUUGUACACAUCCUUUAUAUUCUCAAUGGAACUUAUUAGCAUAUUAAUCAAAGACAUUACACACAAAUGACAAAACCACUGCUUCAUUUUGAGCAAAUUUGUCCCCCCAGCAUUAUUGUCAAAAGUUACAGAUGAAAAAAAGAAAAACGAUCAUUUAAAAAAAUGGUAGGCAUGACAGACAAAGAGCAUUAUGGUAUAUUGUUACAUAGUAUUUUCUGUAGUGGUCAAUUAAGACUGUUUUGUUUAAUUUAUAUAAAUUAAAUUAGGUUAAAAAGUUUUCACAUGACACAAAUCAAAGUUAAUAUUGAUGCGGGUAUUUUGAUAUUAAUAUAAUAGCAUAACAGUUAAAAGUAAUUUUUGCAGUUUCAUGCAGUAACUGCUAACAGUCAGCUGCAGGUCAAAUUCAAAGUCAUUUUAAUUUGAUUGUCCUUCUGUAUUAACCAAGUGAUCAUUGUCACACCCAUGCGGAUGGACAGUCAUAUGUAUGGAUGGAUAUACGGACGGACAGACAUACAAACCAUACAGACAGUUUUCUCCAAACCAAAAUUUCUCGGAUGCAUCAGAUAUUCCAAAUUUUCUUACCAUGGUGCUGUGCACACUUCCCUUAAAAAAAUAAUUGGUCACCUGAUCAUGAGAAGUGGAGACUAGUGAUGGUUCUGUGGGUGUUUACUGAAUACAGCUUUCAGUUACUUGAUUAAAUUUUGAAAAGGCACAUGAAAAUGAAAACAUUUAAAAGUAAAGUUUACAAAGCAACAACAUAAGUUAACAACAAGUUAAACAAUUAACCUAUUUCAGGUGUUCAGAUAGUGAAUUUGGCAGCAAAUGCAAAGAGAUCGACAGGAAUGCACAUCUGUGGGAUAUGUUUGUCUUCCAACCCCCAGCGGGGGGGGGGGAGGGGGGUGGGACUCCGCAUAUGAAAGGGGUGGGGAUGGUCGUCGGAAAUUUUGAAUUAAACCCUUAAAGGAGACCAAUCUGAGCGUGGCCCAAGCUCUAUUUGACCCCUAAAAUAGACCAUGUUAAGACACAGACAAUAUAUAUAUUUUUAUAUUUUUUCGAGUGCAACCGUAAACGAGACCUUCACGGCUAAAUAUGAGGGCGUUUUGCCCAGAACACCCUAAGUGAGACCAAAAUCCGAAAUUAACACCCCUAAGCGAGACGACGAUCAUCCCCACCCCAUUCAUAUGCGGAGUUGCCCCCCCCGGCCCCCCAGCCCAUCGCGGGUGUUUCCUUAUGUAUUUAACCACUUUGAAAUAGCCUGUGAUUGCCUGAAAUAAGCUACCACUAAAUAAGAAAAGUGGAAACCAAUUUUUUGCAAGGUUAAAUACAACACAAUUAAGAAAUCACAACCACUUUUCUAUGAGUUUUGUUGCAUUUGUCAGGAAUACAGUCAACCCUGUAUUAAGCGGUCACCCUUUGGGAAGGGCUUGCUGACUGCUUUAAUAGAGGUUGACCAUUUAAUACAGGUUUGAUAAACGGGAGAUUUAUUCAGGAAAAUGAAGGUAGUCAAAGAGCAAAAUAUCUAUCCUACAACAAAUUGACCUCCACCUGUUUCUACCUCUUAUUGGGCAGGGCCAAAAAAAAAAGGUUAAAGACCACUUGAUGCCAUACACAGUGCAACCUGUAGCACUGGUAUGGUGCGUUUGAUACAUGUGGCCGCUUGAUACAGGUCAGUUUUACAGUAAUUAAGGCAAAUGAUUUCCAGGACUUUAAUAAGUGACCGCGCCUAAUAGAGGUCCGCUUAAAACAGGUGUGACUGUAUAUGGCAAAUAUUUAGCAUGGUCUUUGUUGUAAGAGGAGCAGUGUUAUUUAGUUUUACAACUAUGAAAGGAAAAAUGGAUUAAUUAACAGCUCACUUCAAAUACUAUUUUUAUGUCUAUUAAUUUGUAGUCUUAUGCACGUCCUCUGCGAUGAAGAUUGCUUGAUGUGCCAAAAAAAUGCCAGAGGGGUUAAUCAAUAAAGUAUUACUUGUAUUUUUCAUUUUGAAGAAGCCUUGUUGUACUUGUAGUUUUACUAUGAUAGAAGUCGAAUCUGGAACAGAAAUUGAGGAAACACUUCAAUAAAAGAAAAAGACUUCUGAUAUUCAGCUGCAUACUUUUCAACAUUCUCAACAUUUAUAUUUGGACUCUUUUCUUUUUCUCUUACUACGAAAUUUAAAUGACUUGCACAGAGCCGCAGCUGCUUGUUUAGAUUUUAACAGAAGUUUAUUACUUGCAUUUUUCUUUGAAAUACAGAGAUAUUAUUUUUUGGCAAAAAAUAAAAGAGUAAUCUGGUG